This is a messenger RNA of Kwoniella shivajii, 393 nucleotides long. RefSeq lists its product as uncharacterized. The transcript has a single exon. The record is from RefSeq and is a predicted model, not a curated record. Bases 1 to 393 code for a protein of 130 amino acids. NCBI's taxonomy places the organism in Eukaryota, Fungi, Basidiomycota, Tremellomycetes, Tremellales, Cryptococcaceae.
AUGCUCGUACAUCCAACACCACCUAUGCAACCCCGCUUACCACCCAUCCGUCCUCGAACAUUCUCAUCACCGCAACAUCACAAUUACUCUACCUCGAUUUCCGGCCCAAAUCAUAAUCAAUCGAAUCAACUCCAAAUUCAAAACCAACACCAACACCAACACCAACAACAAAACCAACAAUUGACCCAAUUCCACGUACAAUCGCCUCUUGCCCCACCACCACCACCGCCACCACCUUUCUUUCGCAGAACUUCUUCGCUUCGAGAUCCACAACCUAGCGAUAGCAGAUCCCCUUCUCUGAUCGAAUCCGAACAGGACGAAGACGAAUUCAUGGCUCAUCAGACUAGAUCAGUAAGGAGAAAAGUAAGUAGGAAAAAGGAUGAAAAAUUGUGA